AUGUGGUCAAAAGAUCACAUGGACUGGCUUCCAGGACUUGGAAGCCCAUCUCACAGUGGUUCCAACGCGGUUUCCACUCCUCGCGCAGCGCUUGAGACCAGCCUCAACACACAAACAGCGGAUUCAAAAGUCGAUGAAGUGCAAUACUCCAUCGUCUGCGACGACUGUGGUAAACAUUUCUGGAGUCGUUCCAAAGCAAACUCUCAUGCCGCGCUGACAGCACACGUCCUUCACGAGGAGAUUGAAUCGCCCACCGUUUCAAAUUCUCCUGCUGCCACUCCGGCGUCUGCUCCAGAAACGACCACGCCUUUUACUCCUGCUAUAAAAGUGGAGGCCAGCCCAAACACAGACACUCCCGGCCAAGAAGAACGCGAAGGCAGCGGAGACGGUAAAUAUUCCGUGUGCUUUGGCUGUGGCAGACACUUCGGGAGCCAUGAGGCAGCCUAUAAUCACGCCAAAGCAGAACACAUGCAGGACACAGAAUUGGUGCCUUCGAGCGCUCCUGAUGGGUCUCCUACCUUUGCUGCUGUCGGUCCUGCGGUACCUCCUACAUCCCCUGCUGCCAAUCCUAGCAUACAUCCAAGCUCCCUUUACCAAAUAACUGGUCCCGACACCACUUCUCUUGCUGCCAAUGGAGGCAUAAUCCCGACAUCGCUGUACUGGGCUACCGAACAAACGCCCGAUUAUGCAAUUUCUCCUACUUCUCCUGUUUACAACCGAGGCGUAAGUCCAACUCUCAUGUACAGGAUCGCGGGUCCAACUAGCGACCAUGCAAUGGCCCUACUGCGGAAAGAGAUUGCUCGUCCUCCGGUGCCAAAUCCUGAGUCUCGGGCUUCUCAUUCUGAGGAUGACGAUAGUCUUCGCCGCUCUUCGGGACUCUCUCCGAGCCCAACCGCAUCCGAUUCGCCUUCAACACAAGAUCUUCCACGCUCCGUGAACACAGGCACUCAGACGUUUUUUACUCCUACCACAACCAUUCCACCAUCUCCGAGCUCCAGCUGCGCAACACUAGAACACCCGCAGGUGAUCUUCCCUCCCGAGCUUUCCGAUCGCAUCUUCUUCAUAGUAACCCCCUCUGGCAAUCGCAAAGGUCCCAGCUUCAUCAUGGGCCUGGCUGAAGCACAAAUUGCCGUGACAUUCCGCACUGGCGUACGUGGUCGACUGGGGUUUCAGGGCGAGCAGGUCGGCUUACGGGAAAUCGUUGCCCGUGUUCCAUGGCUUCCUGUACCUGUAUAUGCGGACACUAAUGAGGACCACUAUCACCUGCUCAUGGUAGUCAAAUUCUGGCCAGAAUGGCAAAAGACAAAUGGGAAUACGUCUUGCCACAUACUUGUCACUCUUGAGGACGAGAAAGAGGACAAAGAAGAAGGCGAGCAAUAG
Letharia columbiana is the source of this 1380-nucleotide messenger RNA. RefSeq lists its product as uncharacterized. The record is from RefSeq and is a predicted model, not a curated record. Lineage: Eukaryota; Fungi; Ascomycota; Lecanoromycetes; Lecanorales; Parmeliaceae. The transcript has 3 exons. The coding region runs from base 1 to 1380 and encodes 459 amino acids.